AUGGGUGGAUUUCUGGAUAUUCUCGAGCUCUGUGACAAUUUCCCACAGAAUGAGUUCCCAAGAUCUGAGGCAUACGACAGGGCAGUCGAGUCUUUAUGGUUAUUCUACCUGCCUGAGGACCCGCACCCUCACGGCUGCCUGAUUGACUCCGUCGUGGAGCGCAUGCCAUGGACAUCCGACUUCCGUCUCACAGCUACCCCGCGUAAAGAAGUUCACCUGAUCAAGCGUGAAGACGCAGAGAAUUGGCAAAGAGUUUGCGGCGAAGCAAUCCAGGAACUUGUUGACCUGAUCCGGGAGCGAAAAGUGUUCCCCCAACUGGGCAAGAAAACGCAAGAGCAGUUCCCUAUAGUUGGUGCCAAUUUUGACAUCGGCAUCGAAAGAUCAGCGUUCAGCUUGUUUGGAAUCAUCGGCCGAGGUGCCCACAUGACCGUCUACGUCCGUACUGAGCACGGCCUCAAAUUCUGGAUCCCAAGACGCAGUGCCACCAAGUCAACAUAUCCAGAUAUGCUGGAUCAGGCAGUUGCGGGUGGCGUUGCGCGCGGCGAAUCUCCGCUGGACUGUAUCAUCCGUGAGGCAGGUGAGGAGGCGGCACUCUCUGCGGAGAUGGUAAGGGAGAAUAUAGUGUCUGCGGGGACUGUAUCGUGGUUCAGUAUUUCUGAUGAGAAGGCCGGUGGUGAGCCCGGUUUAAUGAACCCUGGAAUCCUCUACGUGUAUGACCUGGAGGUUGGACGAGACGUCACGUUCACGCCGGUGGAAAACGACAUCGACAGCUUUUCGCUGAUGGGAGUUGACGAAGUCAAGCAGUCUUUGCGGCAGGGUGACUUCAAGCCGAGCUGUGCGAUGGUCAUGCUGGACUUCUUUGUCAGGCAUGGCUUAAUCACUGCAGAAAACGAGAAGGAUUACGAUACUAUCGCCCACAGACUUCACCGGUCGCUACCAUUCCGGGCAUCCCCCAGUCUUUGA
Messenger RNA from Diaporthe amygdali, 963 nucleotides. RefSeq lists its product as uncharacterized. Lineage: Eukaryota; Fungi; Ascomycota; Sordariomycetes; Diaporthales; Diaporthaceae. The coding region runs from base 1 to 963 and encodes 320 amino acids. Gene Ontology annotation, molecular function: 8-oxo-dGDP phosphatase activity. The record is from RefSeq and is a predicted model, not a curated record. The transcript is spliced from 2 exons.